CGACGUUCAACGCUUUCCAUUUUAUAAAUAUAGAAAUUGCAGUCCUUUAGCAUUUAUGCAUGCUCAUAAUAUAUCUAUCUAUAUAUAUUAUACGUCCUCGAGGCUCUAGCUAGCAGCAAAACAAAUUAGUAAACAUGAAACUCUCAAGGAAGAGAAGUAACGACGGUAUUGGAGUACUGUUCCUGUUCUUAGCCUUAUUUUCAGCCGCCGCAGCAGAAGGUGGCCGGAGGAAGCUGAGAUCAGGUGAGGAGGGGUGGAUAACGGUAGACGGCGGCCACUUCGAGCUCAACGGCUCUCCUUACCUCUUCAACGGUUUCAACUCCUACUGGUUGAUGCAUGUCGCCGCCGAUGUCGGGGAGAGGAACAAAGUCACCGAGGUUUUGAGGGAAGCCUCCACCGCCGGUCUCUCCGUUUGCCGCACUUGGGCUUUUAGUGACGGCACCCAUUAUAACGCUCUCCAAACGUCCCCCGCCGUCUACGACGAACGUGUUUUUCAGGGGCUUGAUUUUGCGAUCUCGGAGGCAAGAAAAUUUGGGGUGCGUUUGAUACUUAGCUUUGUAAACAACUACAAUGACUUUGGAGGAAAAGCACAAUAUACGGAAUGGGCAAAGAAUAAUGGAACACAAAUCACCAGCGAAGACGAUUUCUAUACUCAUCCCGUCCCAAAGGAAUAUUACAAGAACCAUGUUAAGAAAGUGAUAACAAGAAUGAAUACUAUAACGGGGAUUGAAUAUAUGGAGGAUCCAACGAUCAUGGCAUGGGAACUCAUAAACGAGCCUCGCUGCAACGUGGAUUACUCCGGGAAGACCGUUAAUGGGUGGAUAGAAGAGAUGGCAAGCUACGUGAAAUCAUUGGACAAGAAACACUUGUUGGAAACGGGAAUGGAGGGUUUCUACGGAGAAAGCAAGCCAGAGAGACAGAUAUACAAUCCUGGUUACUCGGUCGGCACGGAUUUCCUCACCAGCCAUAUGCUCCAAGACAUUGACUUCGCCACCAUACAUGCCUACACUGAUCAAUGGGAGUCGGGAAAGAGUGAUGACGAGCAGAUGGCGUUCAUGAUGCGGUGGAUAUCAAGCCAUUGGCAAGACGCGGAGAACAUGCUGAAGAAGCCGCUGGUGCUGGCGGAGUUCGGGAAGUCGAGCCACGACCCGGGCUACACCCUCACCUCCCGAGACACCUUCAUGACCAGCGUCUACCGCGACGCCUACAACCUGGCCCACUCCAGCGGAACCAUGGCCGGGGCCAUGAUCUGGCAGCUCAUGGCCGAGGGCAUGGAAGACUGGGACGACGGCUACUCCAUCGUCCUGGCCGACUCCCCCUCCACAUCCGGUAUCAUCGCCGGCCAGUCCUACGUCAUGUCCACCUUGUCCCAGCACCUCUUCAGCCGCCCCCGCGCUCGCCCUUUCGGUCACGCCUACGACUACUGCACCCGCCAUCCCCGCCCUAUUCUCCGCCUCCCCCGCCAGCAUCCAGCUCGUCACCGCCACCAAGCUGCAGCUGCUGCUGGAAGAGCCGAAGCUUAGCUUAGCAGCUAGCUUCAUCAUAUCGUAUACGCAGGAAGGCUCAUACAUAUCGAUGUAGCAUAAUUAGUUCGUUAACUUUUACUCCGUAUAAUUUGUAAUAACAAUAACAGAUCGAUCCCGGCUAGCUAAGAUAAUAGAUGUACGUACGUACAGUUUCAAUAAGUCGUCCAAUUUCCGGCCCUUAGCUUCGUUGACCACAACGAGGAUUAAUGUGGUCUAGCUAAAUCAGGGAUCGAGCUAGUUAUAUUCUGCGUAUUUCAGGAUCGGGCUACUAAUAAAAAAAACUUGUUCAUGAG
Cuscuta epithymum is the source of this 1819-nucleotide messenger RNA. The record is from the annotation of a GenBank genome assembly. NCBI's taxonomy places the organism in Eukaryota, Viridiplantae, Streptophyta, Magnoliopsida, Solanales, Convolvulaceae.